This is a messenger RNA of Salvelinus namaycush (lake trout), 669 nucleotides long. Its product is annotated as low affinity immunoglobulin gamma Fc region receptor II-a-like. Bases 48 to 434 code for a protein of 128 amino acids. Gene Ontology annotation, biological process: cell surface receptor signaling pathway. Gene Ontology annotation, molecular function: transmembrane signaling receptor activity. The record is from RefSeq and is a predicted model, not a curated record. The transcript has 4 exons. Lineage: Eukaryota; Metazoa; Chordata; Actinopteri; Salmoniformes; Salmonidae.
AUACUGACUGGGGAAAACAACCAGGGUCUUCAUGCAACGUGUCACUAAUGCCAUCAGACAGUGGAGUGUACUGGUGUGAGUCUGGGUCUGGAAAACACAGCAAUGCUGUCAACAUCACAGUACAUGCUGGAGCUGUGAUCCUGGAGAGCCCUGCCCUUCCUGUGACUGAGGGAGAUUCUGUGACUCUGCGCUGCAGAUAUCAGGGAACUCCCUCUGACCUCACAGCUGAUUUCUACAAAGAUGGAUCCCUCAUCAGGACUGAGACUACAGGAGAGAUGACCAUCCCUGCAGCAUCCAAGUCAGAUGAAGGACUCUACAAGUGUACCAACUCUGAAGGAGAAUCACCAGAGAGCUGGAUGACAGUGACAGGUGAAACCAGGGUACCCAGGAAGACACACCAAGACCAAUUAGGUGAUCAUGUUGAAGAAGAGUGAGGCUGAGAUCACCUGAUCACCAUAACAACCAUCAGAAUGGAACUCAUGGCAUUCUAAUAUAGAACUGUGAGUCACAAUGCUGUAUGUUGUUACAUUGUAGCUCCACCUGCUGGAACAAUAGUGGCAUUUGAUCAAAUGUGAUCUAUUAACUGAUACAUGUAUUAUUCUGAUUGGAAUGUGUUUUAAUAUAAUGUGUGUUGUAUUAUUCAUUCAGCAGCUUUAACAUCAGUCAUAU